AUGGCUGUCAAGUCGAACAACAAGCGGAAAGCACAACCAACACAGGGUGCAUCUAAAAAGCGCAAGAUCUCCAAGGACACCGAGUCGAAGAAACCGUCCAGCAACAAUCGAGAUAUUAUUCCAAUUCCCGCUUAUGAUGAGGACAUUGAGCUCUCAGACGAAGAUCUGGACGCAUUUGAGGAUUAUGGCGACGCGGUAGGGUUUUUGAGUAGGUUGGACGAGAAGGGUAUUGCCAGGAGUAAAAAGGAGACCGAACGUCUGCACCGCCUCCAUAAACCCGUUCACGAAGAUGACUGGGGUUCCAGUGUCGGUGAUGAUACAGAAGAUGAGGAAGAAGACUUGGCCGAUGCUGCUUCUGCCGUAUGUGUUAGAGGACCACGCAAAAAGCCAAAGGCGGGCUCAGACGAAGAAGAGAUGUCAUACGAGACCAUCCCUCGAAAGCGUAGACCGUCCUGGGACCCUGAAGAGAAGACGGAGAAAGGAGUUGAGAGGCUGCCUAUCAAGCUCUCUGACGGACGAAUACAGAAGAGCAAAGACAAGGUUAUCCUUGAUGCGGAGGAGACUGAAGAGAACGAAGACUAUCCCGAGGAGGACGAACCCAUCCCUGAAUACAAAGUAGAGGACGUAUCCACUGGCGCUCGGUUCGGACGUCCAGCAGUAGUCGAUGUCAUCGGCAACAAGUCUCGCAAAGCCCGUAUACAAGGAGCAAAGGAGCAAUUAGCUGGCAUAUGCCAGGAAAUAGUUGCAGAGCCAGAAAACAGUAUCGGCCUUCUGAGACGACUGCAUACGUUCUCCCUGCCUGAAAUUUCCACGCCUUCCCAUCCUGAACCCAUUCCGAACGAUCCCGUCAUCCGCAAGCUGACAGUAUUGUCUCAGUUGGCGGUAUUCAAGGACAUCAUACCGGGUUAUCGUAUACGUGCGCUCACUGACAUAGAGAAGUCGGAGAAGGUCAGCCAGAUGGUCCAGCGUACACGAGACUGGGAACAAGGGUUGGUCACAGUGUAUCAGAACUACCUUCGCGUGCUCGAGGCCGAGAUCAAAGCGAAGAAUGAUCUCGCUGAGACCGCUCUUCAGUGUAUGUGCUCCUUGCUCGUUGAACUCACGCACUUCAACUUCCGUGUGAACUUGAUGAACUGCGUGGUUGCAUACUUGAGCAAAAAGUCCUGGGACCCGGUGUGUCAUUGUCGCACUAUGUCAGAUCUGUGUCUCAACUCCCUCAUCAAGGUGUUUCGCGGGGACAACACAGGCGAUGCCUCGCUGGAGAUUGUACGCCUGCUGAACCGCAUGAUCAAGGAACGCAAGUUUAACGUCCAUCCGGAUGUCCUAUCAUGUCUGCUCUAUCUGCGAUUGAAAACCGAACUUGGUGUCCGGGCGUCAGAAACCAGGGCGGACAAAGAUCAGCCCGAGAAGGUGACGAAGAAGGCCAAGAACAAAAAGGCAGAGCGGCCACAUCUGAGUAAGAAGGCGAAGAAGGUCUUCAAAGAGAAGAAGGAGAUCGCAAAGGAAAUGCGUGAGGCAGAAGCGGAGGUUGACAAAGAAGAGCGCGCGGCGAAGCAAACCGAGACGCUGAAGUUGCUCUUUGUUCUCUAUUUCAGGAUUCUCAAGAAUCCCACGCCGACACCGCUGCUUCCCGCGGCCCUCCAGGGAAUAUCCAAAUUCUCGCAUUUGGUCAACAUCGAUUUCUUCCGUGACCUGUUGCAAGUCCUCAAAGGGAUCAUACGGGGACACGGGCGGACGGAUCAUGAUACGCCAGACAGCAGGAGCGCGCAGUACGAAUUGCUGUGCAUCGUCACCGCUUUCGAGCUUCUGUCCGGACAAGGUGAAGCACUCGACAUCGACCUGGGCGACUUUGUCCACCGCCUGUACGCCAUCCUGCCCGCGCUCAGCAUGGCGCAUGACGUCGAGACCGUGCCCGCGCCAUCUACCACCGCUGACAUGCUGUUCCGCGCGCUGCACUUGGUGUUCACCCCGCGGGUAUCCCUGUCCGUGGCACCGCCGUGGCGCGCCGCUGCCCUCACGGCGAUUGAACUCGUCGGCGUGCUCGUCGAGCGAGAUCCGAAGCUCGAGGCGCUGCUGUCCACCGAGGAUCGGGGCGGCAACGGGCUGUACCGCCCAGAUCUCGACGAUCCACAACUGAGCAAUCCGUUCGGCACGACGUUCUGGGAACUGCAUGUCCUGGCCCACAGACACCUGGACGCCCGCGUUCGCACGCAGGCGCGCAAAGUAUUGCAUUCGACAUCCUAGGCUACUCGUACGUACAAGUACUGGCAGAGUCGGGACCCAUAACACGACGGAGGAGAGAGGGAUUAACGGCUACAUUUAUUUUGGGUCGAAUAGGUUGAUUGAUACAUCUACAUAAUCUCAGGUACGUAACGAUACAGCGUGGAACGGGGCAGGAGGCAGGGGAGGGGGUACGCACAGGUUAAGAACGGUCCGCUGAAACGUCCGAGGAGAAAUAAUCGAAUACGAAGGUAGGGAGGACAGGCGUUCGCACGGUACGUCCAACGCGCGGCGGAGGGGACACAAG
Molecule: messenger RNA, 2527 nt
Organism: Fomitopsis serialis
Lineage: Eukaryota; Fungi; Basidiomycota; Agaricomycetes; Polyporales; Fomitopsidaceae
Product: nucleolar complex-associated protein-domain-containing protein
Exons: 14
Coding region: 1-2244 (747 amino acids)
Biological process (GO): DNA replication initiation
Cellular component (GO): nucleolus
Molecular function (GO): chromatin binding
Source: RefSeq, a predicted model, not a curated record